Phlebotomus argentipes is the source of this 1581-nucleotide messenger RNA. Its product is annotated as inactive peptidyl-prolyl cis-trans isomerase shutdown-like. Lineage: Eukaryota; Metazoa; Arthropoda; Insecta; Diptera; Psychodidae. Bases 105 to 1445 code for a protein of 446 amino acids. The record is from RefSeq and is a predicted model, not a curated record. The transcript has 2 exons. Gene Ontology annotation, molecular function: peptidyl-prolyl cis-trans isomerase activity; protein binding.
AUUGGAAACUUCAACGCACAUCAAAGGUUAGUGCAAACGGUGCAAGCAGAGACGCGGCCUCCAUUUGUAAGAUUGUGCGAAAUUUUCUGUGUUCUUGAUUGAAAAUGGAUUUCAUCCAGGAAUUGGAGUGUUUUAUUGAGAUCAUGAAAUAUUUCAGCUCUAUUCCAGAAACGAUCGGGAAACCUCUUGUUCGGGAUAGCUUCGACAGAAUGAUAUCGCGUGUUUGGAAGCCUAAACAAGCGACAUGGUUUUUCGCUCAUAAACUGCGCCAACAACACAUGGGAAUAAGGGAUUUCGGUGGCAUGCGCCAAGGGAUGGAGAACUUGGGAAAUGGGAUUCUCAAGAAGACACUUUCUGAAGGCUUUGGAGAAAUUCUGCAGGACAACAAGCGUGUUUCGCUGUAUUACUCAAUUUUCGUAGAUGGUGAUGAAGGAAUCAUUGGAUCAAUUGAUUCCACAUACCUUGCCCAAGAGCCGUUCGUCUUCGUGUUGGGCAAAGAAAGUCGCAUCUUGCCAGGUUUUGAGAAGGCAGUGCGCACGAUGCGCAACCAGGAGAAGGCACAGUUUAUAAUUCCUCGUCUGUUCGCUGAUGGAGCGAACGCUGCAAAUCCCAAUAGUCUCAAGGAUUCAUUCGUGGAGAUUGAGAUCAUCAGAGUGGCCACAGAUGUUACGAAAGCGGAGAAGAGUCGCAUUGCAACUAGCUUCAAUCUCACACUGAAUGCUGUCCAUGAGCUUCGCAAUAAGGCAAAAGCAGCCUUUUCCUCCGGAUUCUAUCGUUGCGCUGCUUUUGACUACACAAGUGCAAUGCUUCUGCUGAUGAAUGUCAUGAUCCAGAAUGAAGCGGAGAAUGACAAACGACUGCAGCUGAUCAUGAAAAUGAGCCUCAACUGCGGUAUGGCAUUCAACAAGUUUGGACAGCACAAGAUUGCCAGUGAAUUUCUGGUCUAUGCUGUGGAAAUGAUCGACGGUGGUGUAAAUGCUGAAGAUAGACUGAAAGGAAAAAUCUUCCUUCAUGCUUGCCGAUCUCUGCGUCUAGAUAGAAAAUUCGCGGAUGCCACAGAGUGUCUCAAACGAGCUCACGCAUAUUUGGGAAAUAUUCCGGAGGUUUUGACGGAGUUCCAUGAGCUCGGCAAAUUCUACGACGUGUUUAUGGAUUCAAUGUCCUUUGAUAAGAUCCUGUGCAAAAUCUUCAAGCAAAAGAUAGCUAAGAAUGUUGAAGAGGAUUCUCCGGCAUAUCAGAAAGACAAGGAGUUCUUUGAGACAAUCUUUGAACAGAUGUUGCAGACUUUCCUGUGCGACAAGGCCAAAAGGAGGGAGUUUUACGUGAUGCCGGGCAUAUACAACAAUACGUGGGUAAAGAACGUGGCUGCCAAGUACGAGAAAGUCAAUCUUAAUGUGCAGAGGAAUGACAUGGAAAUCGUGCGUUUUGUUCUGACUAAGAAAUAGCUGAUGAACUUCAUUUCUAUUACCUACAUAUCUUUUCUUACCCUGGACUAUUAUGAGUUUGUAUUCCUUCCGUUACUUUUCAUGAAUAAAAUUUCUUUUUUUUUGAUUCCGAUGAAUUUUCUUCUCGUCAGCAAGA